AUGGCUACACAUUCCAUUACCAAAUUCAGCCUAACUAAAUCAAUAAAUAAAGAAUAACUCAAAUUAUUAAAAUAAUAAUUACAUGAUUCAAAACAUCAUGAUUCUCAAACCAACAAUUCACAAUAAAAUGAAAACAAUCUUACUCAGCAAUUAUAAAAUCUCAAUUCUCAAACUCUAAGUUUUAAUUCUAUUUUCAAUGAAAUUUAAUAACAAUAACCAUUUUCAUAUACUCAAAAUUGCACUUACCUAACACAAAAUUUUGAUUUAUCAUUAAAUAUAAUCCUUAGAAAAUUAUCUAUUCAAAAUCAAUAUGAAAUAAAAAAAAGAAUAAAAAGUUAGAGAAAACAUACUUAACCAAUACAAAAUACUAAUGAAGGAACUAUAAAAGUGGAUUAUUAAUUUUGA
Messenger RNA from Paramecium primaurelia, 405 nucleotides. The record is from the annotation of a GenBank genome assembly. Lineage: Eukaryota; Ciliophora; Oligohymenophorea; Peniculida; Parameciidae.